This is a messenger RNA of Lytechinus pictus (painted urchin), 7271 nucleotides long. Its product is annotated as sodium- and chloride-dependent GABA transporter ine-like. Bases 473 to 1645 code for a protein of 390 amino acids. Gene Ontology annotation, cellular component: plasma membrane. NCBI's taxonomy places the organism in Eukaryota, Metazoa, Echinodermata, Echinoidea, Temnopleuroida, Toxopneustidae. Gene Ontology annotation, biological process: sodium ion transmembrane transport. The record is from RefSeq and is a predicted model, not a curated record. The transcript has 10 exons.
GUUGAUGGCUCAACAUUUCUUUCUCUGUACCAUUAUCGUUCAAAAAUUAUAUACAACCCGAGCAAGUCUCUGAUUGUAUAUUUGAUAUUCAACCCAAGCAAACUGAUGGCAUUUUAGAUAAUCAACCCGAGCAAGUCUCUGAUGGCAUUUUAGAUAAUCAACCCGAGCAAGUCUCUGUAGACAAAUGGGACGAUCAGCGCGAGCAAGUCUUUGAUGGCAAAUGCAAUGAUCAACCCGAGCAAGUCUCUGAUGGCAGUUUAGAUAAUCAACCCGAGCAAGUCUCUGAUGGCAUUUUAGAUUAUCAACCCGAGCAAGUCUCUGAUGGCAUUUUAGAUAAUCAACCCGAGCAAGUCUCUGAUGGCAUAUGUGAUGAUCAGCCUGAGCAAAUCUCUAUUAUGAUGACUUACCAAGAGUCUGCUCGAUCAAACUUUUUUUUCUUUGAGUCAUUGCUUGACUCUGUGAAUUACCAUUGAUGACUUACACCCUCGUGAUCAAUGUGUACAUCUUUCUUAUCUACCAUAAGGUCGUGUAUUUCACAGCAACCUUCCCUUAUUUGGUGUUGUUUGUUCUGUUAAUAAACUGUGCCCUGUUAGAUGGGGCUGCGGAUGGUAUGAGUUACCUCUUUAAACCUCGCUGGGAACUCCUCAAACAAGCUUCGGUAUGGGAAGCUGCAGCUGCUCAAAAUUUCAACUCCAUUGGGAUUGCCUUUGGGUCUAUGAUAGCACUGUCUAGUUACAACGAAUUCAAGAAUCGGUCUAUAGUGAGAGAUACUCUUACUAUAUGUGGGAUCAACAGUUUUACCAGUAUAUUUGCUUCUUGUGUGAUCUUCUGUGCUUUGGGUUAUAUUUCCAAGAUUCAAGAAGCUGACAUUGAUGAUGUGGUGGUAUCAGGUCCUGGUCUAGUAUUUGUCACCUACCCAGUUGUAUUCAACACCAUGCCUGUACCUCAGUUGUGGGCUGUACUCUUUUUCCUCAUGUUAGUCUGUCUCGGAAUAGAUAGCCAGUUUGCCAUGGUUGAAGUGGUUGUUGCUACCUUCAAUGAAGGUUUUCCUAAACUUCGUCAGUUCUACUUCAAUCGCAAAGAGAUCCUGGUCCUCUAUAUAUGUGUUAUCUCCUUUCUCCUUGGUCUUCCUAAUAUCACCAGGGGAGGAAUGUACUUCUUCCAGAUCAUGGAUUGGUAUACUGCUGUCAUCUCUCUCUUCUUUGUUGCCAUAGGGGAGGCUAUAGCUGUAUGCUGGGUUUAUGGUGGGAAUCGGCUGGCAAAGAAUAUUGAGGCCAUGACAGGAUCCUAUCCAAACAUAUACUUCAGAGCCUGUUGGUUGGUUAUCUCACCAGUUCUCAUUCUUGCUAUUCUGAUCUUCACAAUUGUGGACUAUGAACCCGUGACGUAUGGUAACUACAUCUACCCUGCCUGGUGCCAAGGCCUGGGUUGGUGUGUGGCUCUUCUGUCCAUCAUGUGUAUGCCCGUUGGAGCCAUACAUACAUUGGCUACUUCCAAGGGAUCUAUGAAAGACCGCCUGCUGAAUAGUCUCAAGGCUGACUUUGAUGAUGAAACUCACAUCAAAGAAUGCGAAGGAUUCGACUAUGACAUUGAGAUGACCUCCAAGCCCCCAUCUUAUGACAUGGUUGUUGGUAACGUUGCCUAGAUAUAGAGAAAGUGGUUUUACAUUGUCUAGUCUGUAUUCCAGUCUAUAGUUUCGCUUAAACCAUAUUCUAAGUCUAUACUAAUGUUAUGUGUAGCCAAAGGUUGUUAACACUUUUAAUUUCUUAUGGAUGCUUGGCUCUUUUUUUACCUUAUUGGUAAAAAUCUAUUGUAUUUAACAUUUUCACACAUUUCUUUAAACUAUCAUAGUACCAAGUGUAAAAUUGACCAUCUACUCUUAUAGGCUUGUGAUGUAUUUUGGCAAACCAUAGUUUCAAAUUACAGAUUUAGGCUAUAGUUUAAGUUAAAUCUGAGUUCAGAAUAUGGGCCUCCCAUUCAGGGUCCCAUUGUUUAAAGAAUGGGACUGAAUAAAUUCAUUCUUAAUUUGGUAAGCCAGCAGUGCCAUAAUUCAUAACAUCUAGAAGAUUUAUGCACUGUCCCAUUGAGGGACAUUGUCCCAUAGCACGAUAUGAAGAUGACAUUUUAACUAUCAUGUCAUUGAAUCCACAAUGAAUGAUGAAUAAUCAUCACAUCUCGCUCUCGUAAUGUUUUUUUCAAAAAUGAGAUUUUCUAAAAGCAAGGUAUUUGAGUUUUUUUUACAAAAUGGGAGAUGAUAUAUGAAGUUUUGCAAUACAUAGUUGAUGAUAACUAAUGAUCACAUAACCUUGGUUCUCUAAAUAGAUAUAACUAAAAUGAGCGUACACGACUGGUUACGGUGAUAUAAAAUCGUUGAAAGAUUAAAACUUUUUAGUGAUGUGCAAUGUAUAGAAUAGUAGAUUAAAAUAGAAUUGUGAAAAAAAAUAUUUAACAUUGGUUUGAUAUAACAGUAAACAAUACUUUAAGAUUUUAUCACUUGCAAGCCAAUUAUAAGAGGUAAUUGAAGAAAAAAAUAAUAAUUUCAUUCAUUGAUUUGUUAAUUGGGAAAUGAUUUAUAUGCAACCAUCCCUUAUAUUUUUCAACAAAUUGAAAUACUGCGACAAUAUGAUAAUACUAAUUGAGGAUGCAUAUCUUUCAUGAUUAUACCUGUAACAUGAAUCAAUAAUAUUAAUGAUAAUACAUAAGACUUGUAUCGUGCACUUUCCAUCUUGAUUAGAUGCUCAAGGUACUUCAGAGCAGAACAACAACAAAAACAAAUUAUUUAUGAUAUAUGUUUGAACAAUAAGUCGAUGUCUGUCAAAAAGCACUCCUAUACAUGUUUGUUUUCAAGUUGCCCCUGAAGGUGGUCCGAUAAUGUUUAAUCAAACUGCCUUUGUGAGGCUGAUGGUUGUUAAACUUUCAUUCCAAUAUGACAGAAUAGACACUUUUAAUAGACAUCUCAAAAAGUUAUAUUUCUUUUCUGAACAUGCUUGUGCUGGUCUUGUUAAGUGAUCCAAAGCAAGAUGUGCUCUUGGUGUCCAAUUUUUAAUGUAUUUUAUCAUUAAAUUAAAGCUCAUGUUUUAUCUUAUGCCUUCACAGCAGAGUGAAGUAAUAUUCAUAUCGUUCAGAAAUAUGUCUUUCAUCCUCCAAAUGCUGACGUAAUUAUGUGGUGGGAAUGAAAAGUGUGAAUUGUAUUCUUGUGUCGUCAUAUGACGUCUGAGAGUCUGAAGACCUUUCAUUGUGAAAUUUUCCCUGAUCUUAUUUCCAUAGCUAUUUUUUAUAGAGAAGGACAUUAUUGUAUUUUUAUAAGUCUGCCAGUACAAUACAGAAAUCAUGUAUGAAUUUAAAAUAGGAGUUAUAAAACCAUGCAUUUACCUUUUUAUGGAUUCAAAACUACCAGUAGAAGUUAACCUAAGGAUAAAAUUAUGAAAAGAAAUUAAUUUGUUGAAAAUAAUUAAAAUACCUUGAGAAAGACGACACAUUAGAACUAUGUACAGUAAAUUUUGGUUGAUAAUGAAACUAAUGUUGAUGAUAACAGUACCAUAAUGUUUAGAAGGUUCUCGGAAUUCCAUUGUCACGUUUUAGCCGGCAAGGCAAUAAUUUUCGGUUGCCACUCUCUACCCAUGUUUCAACAUUUUGAGCAUGUAAGAAAUGUGUUAGCAUAGAAUGCUCCCCAGGGUGUGGAGAAGUGAGUAUAUUUCAUAGCCGCAUUUUGGUUGGCAACACAAUCAUUUUCAUUUGAAUGGGCCCGUGGUCGAUUGUUAAUGUUUGAACUACAUGUGGUUUUAUCAACAUUUUGAGCAUUUGAGAAAUGCAGUAGGAGCAUAGAAUGCUCCCCAGGGUGUGGAAAAUGUUGUACACUGAACGUGAGCAAGCAAACAUUUGCUAUGUAUAAAGUGCAUCGAUGAUCGUAGAUCAUUUUUCUACAAUAAAUUGCAUUGACUACAAUGAAAAUCAAGUGUAUGAUUAAUUGUUAACCUUUGUGGUAUGGUACCCUAAUACAUCUAUGAUGUAUUAUCUCUUAUGCCUUACAAGGCAGAGUGUAAUUAUUGUUAAUAAAUGUUUUUCUUUUUUGCAUGAUAAGAUAGUUUAAAGAAUAUUCAGCUUAGAAAGCCAACUGAAUUUGUUUUAGCACCAACCAUGGGUUACUACAUAGUCAAUAAUGGCCAUAUGUAGUGUUAGACUUUUUCUGUGUAGUCUUUCAUGUGUAUAUAUUUUUUUUCUUGUUAGGAUGUAAUAUGCACUCUAAUUCAGUACAAAAGUUGACUGUGAAGUGGAUUUGUAAAUGUAAUAGAUUUUUUUUCUACUAGUGUUCAAGUUAUGUAUAUUUUGCUGUUGAUGUAAUCAGAGCAACAGUUUGAUUGUUGAUGUAAUGAUAAACAGGGUAAAAUGUGAUAUCAGAGUUCAAAGUACACUGCGCACACACUACAUGAUCAGACACGAGACCUUAGAGCUGUUUCAUUGAUCUUAAAAUCAUGGAAAAGUACCUAAAUAUGUGUGAAUGUCUUUUAGCACAAUCUCAUUUCUUACUGUGCACAGUGGUAGUAGCAGAAGUAGGAGCAGUAGCAGUGGCAGCAGCACCAGUAGCAGCAGCAGCAGUAGUAGAAGUAGCAUACCUCUCAGUCCUAUGCUGUGAUGUGCUAUUCUGCUUGCAACCAGGAAUUUAUGAGUGAUCGUUACUCACAUUUAACCCCCCCCCCCCAACUUUGUAGCAAAUGACAAUUGAAUUCUCUCAUGUUAGGUCUAAUGAAAUCAAAAGAUUGUUCUGCAAAUAUUUUUUUAGUAAAAUCGACUCCAAUCUAACCCUACCACAUAACUUACACGACAUCUUUCCACUUCAGAAUUUAAUUUUCAUGCCAAUAAUGGACCUGUGCAAGGAUGCUCGCAGCUGCCUUGAGUUUAACUAAAAACUUUAAAACAUCCAUACUAUGAUAUAGUACUUGGACCAAUGUAGUUUUCCAUAUUUGAAUGUUUUAAUUACAAUGCUACAUAUUUUUUUCUAAAAUUUUGCGUCGCUGUCAGAUUGUGUAGUGUGUGGUUGGCUUUAAGUCUCUUUUUCUUUCUUUGUCUUAGAAAAUGAAUGAUUUGUAUAAUUGCCUGUAUCAGGCAUACAGAGACGAUUAGGAGUUCUCAGGUUAAUCUUUCUGUAAAGUAAUUUGGGAUUACAAUCAAGGAAAUCAAUACUAUUGUAUUGUCUUGUCUGCUCACCAUCGUGGUGUUGAGUUUGUGCAUGCAUUGUAUGCUGAAAAGGCUGAUCAAAUGUGAUCAAGAAAAUGACAAUAAUCCUUAAGUGCUUAUUUACUAUGUCUUUAUCACCUUACAAAUAAGUAGUUAUUAUAGAGCUGCGAUUGAUUAGAAUAUGUCUCGUGUAUGGAAAGUGUAUGGAAAGUUACACCAUAAUUAGUUUGUCUUUCGCACAUUUUCUAAUAAAAUUAUAUAUGAUGAAGAUUUACAGUACAAAUCAUGUUUCAAAUGAUUUCAAAUUACAUGCAUUUUGUUCUGGGAUGUACAUGUAGCUGUAGUUGUGUGAGCCCAUAUGACAUACUAUGCAUAUAACCAUUAUCUUGACUUCAACGGGGCUGAUAAUAAAUUCAUGUGGUCCUAAUUUGGCCCAUGUUGAAGCAGUUUCAACAAAAUUUGUGCAGUGGAUGUUUUUCAUCAUGCUCCUCCAACAUGUAUUUUAAAAUAUAUGAAGCGAAGCAUAUGCAAGAAAACAUGUUUAUGACAUAGUACAUAUCAAAGUUAACACAGUCAUAAAGAACUAAAUAGAGCAUUAAGAGUAAAAUUAAUAUCAGUGAGAAAUUAAAGGCAGCUUCGAAAGUAUCAUAAAUAUUUUUCGUAUUUCAAAGUUUUGGAGGCAUCAAAAGACAUAAUUGCAUGAUUUGAAAACUAUACGAACAAUUUCAGAGGCUUCCCAAGCCAUAUUGAGACAGUAAUGAAAGUGUUUAUUGUUCAUAUUUGAUGACAAUUUUUAUGCUAUUGCAAUCGGCUUGGGAAAUGAUGAUUUUAAAUCUUCUCCAAAGGUGAUUUUGUUGAUAACGAUAUUUGCCUGUAAUGCCAAAAGGGCUUAACUCAUCGAGUUGGUUUUGACAAAAUGGGAAUCUUAAGUGAUCAGGGCUCCGUAACACAAAGAUUAGCGAUCAAUCGCUAAAUGAACUGACCAAUCGACAUCAAUAUUACACGGCAUUUGGCGCAAAAUACCGACCAGGAACCAAUCAGACGUGUUCUCUCAUAUUUGCUAUUUAUCGCUAAGCUUUGUGUUACAGGACCCUGGUACAUGUAAGUGUAUCAUGGAGCAUCUUGUUGGUGGUUUGCACAGACACCUUUGCUCUGAGCCAAUCAGAUGCAAGGAUUUCUGUAGCUUAUAACAGUUGUCAGUGAACACGGAUUGCUCAAACACCGAGUCGUCAUGUCUUAACUAGUUUUGGGUUUGUGCAAAUCAAUUUGUUAAACAUAAUUUCAUCCCCUUGUCUUAACACUCAUAUGCAGGCUUGUCAUUGUUUGUCAAAAUGAAAUGAAAGAAACUUAGCAUUUAAAGUGCAAGAAAAAAUAACGGUUGACUAUGUAUUUUAGUGCAUAGGCCAUCCUUUUUUUAUAUUGUUAUAUGUAAAGAAGUAAUAUUGAAUCUAUAGUAAUGUUUUGAUCAUUAAUAUAAAUAAUGCUAUAUAUAGAUUUGAAAAAUCCUUAAAUAUGACCUGAAAUGUGAUUUAGUAAUCACACCAUUAUGCAUGCAAUAACCUCACUUGGUGGUUGUUGUGUUUAUUUCUAUAUUAUAUCAUAUAACUAUAUUUUCAAGACACCAUAUAAGAUGAGCAUUAUUUCUGUGAUCUUGUGGCGUAGUAAUGGUGACUGUAAAGAAAAAAAAAUCCCAAAUGGAAAAGAUGUCACAAAAGAAUCAUAUCAGUAAAAGAUGGCAGGGAAUUAGAAUAGGACCACCCUUUUCCUAAAACUACAUAUAUAUCAAUAUAUUUCCUUAUCAAGUUUUCAUAUGGUUUUUAAUCAUGUGCAGUGAAUUUUGAAAACACAUUUCUACAGCCAAAGGUAAAAUUGGCUUCAGAAUCAUUCCUUAUCAAUUGUUUGGUGUCAGUCAAAUGUGAUCAACCACUCUUAUUAAUGUUAAAGUUUCAGAUUAAGAAUUUGGGCACUCAAAGAUCACCAAUGGAUGAGUCACCAUACAUGUAGAUAUAAUUUCAGGAUUUUUUUUCGAAAUGUAGGUUUCUAUACCCAUUUUGUACUAUUAUUGUUUUCCAUUAAAAAUAGACAGUUCAACGUCA